Medicago truncatula (barrel medic) is the source of this 2079-nucleotide messenger RNA. Its product is annotated as laccase-4. Gene Ontology annotation, molecular function: copper ion binding; hydroquinone:oxygen oxidoreductase activity. The coding region runs from base 71 to 1744 and encodes 557 amino acids. NCBI's taxonomy places the organism in Eukaryota, Viridiplantae, Streptophyta, Magnoliopsida, Fabales, Fabaceae. Gene Ontology annotation, biological process: lignin catabolic process. The transcript is spliced from 6 exons. The record is from RefSeq and is a predicted model, not a curated record. Gene Ontology annotation, cellular component: apoplast.
GGUGAAUGCAACUUAAGGACCUGAAGUUGCAAAAGAAAAUUCAAGAAAUUAAAAAGCUAAGAUAGUGAAAAUGGUUUCUUGGAUUCGAGUACUACUUCUUAUUUGUUGCAUAUUUCCAGCGUUGGUCGAGUGCAAAGUUAGGCACUACAAAUUUCAUGUGGUGGCCAAAAAUACAAGUAGAUUAUGUUCAAGCAAAGCAAUUGUCACAGUUAAUGGGAAGUUUCCGGGACCCACUCUUUAUGCCAGGGAAGAUGAUACAGUGAUAGUCAAAGUUCGUAAUCAAGUCAACAACAAUAUUACCAUCCAUUGGCAUGGUAUUAGGCAAUUGAGAACAGGUUGGGCUGAUGGACCUGCAUAUAUCACACAAUGUCCAAUUCAACCUGGACAUAGUUAUACAUACAAUUUCACCAUUACUGGUCAAAGAGGAACACUUCUUUGGCAUGCACAUGUUAAUUGGCUAAGAUCAACUGUCCAUGGUGCCAUUGUUAUUUUACCAAAGAAAGGUGUUCCUUAUCCUUUCCCAAAGCCAGAUGAUGAAUUGGUUUUGGUAUUAGGAGAGUGGUGGAAAUCUGAUACUGAAGCUGUUAUCAAUGAAGCUCUAAAAUCAGGAUUGGCACCAAAUGUUUCAGAUGCUCAUACCAUAAAUGGUCUUCCUGGGACAGUGGCCAAUUGUUCUACACAAGAUGUUUACAAACUACCUGUGGAGAGUGGCAAAACCUAUCUACUAAGAAUCAUCAAUGCUGCACUCAAUGAAGAACUUUUCUUCAAAAUAGCUGGCCACAAACUCACAGUAGUAGAAGUUGAUGCAACAUACACAAAACCAUUCCAAAUUGAAACAAUUGUGAUAGCACCUGGUCAAACAACAAAUGUACUAUUAAAAGCAAACCAAAAAUCUGGCAAAUAUUUAGUAGCAGCUUCACCUUUCAUGGAUGCACCUGUUGCUGUAGACAAUUUAACAGCCACAGCUACAUUACAUUAUUCAGGAACUACUCUUACAAACACCCCUACAUUUCUAACUACACCUCCACCUACAAAUGCUACACAAAUUGCUAAUAACUUUUUAAACUCACUUAAAGGACUUAAUUCCAAGAAAUACCCAGUUAAUGUUCCUUUAAAAAUUGAUCAUUCACUUUUUUUUACUGUUGGAUUAGGGGUUAAUCCUUGUCCUUCAUGUAAAGCUGGAAAUGGUAGUAGAGUUGUAGCUGCUAUUAAUAAUGUUACAUUUGUUAUGCCAACUACAGCUUUACUACAAGCACAUUAUUUCAACAUUAAGAAUGUUUUUACUGCAGAUUUUCCACCAAAUCCACCUCAUAUUUAUAAUUUCACUGGUGCUGGACCUAAAAACUUGAACACUACAAGUGGUACAAAGUUAUAUAAGUUAUCAUUUAAUGAUACUGUUCAGCUUGUUAUGCAAGAUACUGGAAUCAUUGCACCUGAGAGUCAUCCUGUUCAUCUUCAUGGUUUCAAUUUCUUUGUUGUUGGUAGAGGAGUUGGAAAUUAUGAUAGUAAAAAUGAUUCAAAGAAGUUUAACCUUGUUGAUCCUGUUGAAAGGAACACUGUUGGUGUACCAGCUGGUGGUUGGGUUGCCAUUAGAUUCAGAGCUGAUAAUCCAGGAGUUUGGUUCAUGCAUUGCCAUUUGGAGGUGCAUACAACAUGGGGUCUAAAGAUGGCCUUUUUGGUGGACAAUGGCAAAGGUCCUAAACAAUCAGUGAUAGCUCCACCUAAAGAUCUUCCAAAAUGUUGAUAUUCCUCACAUCAAAUCAAAUGUUCAUACAAUUCACAAAGGGUAGUAGGCCUUCCAAAUUCACAAAAGUAGGUGUGGAGGGAUACAGAGGAGCCAGGCAAAAAUAAAAGAGAGUGAAGGGGAAAAAAGGUUAUUUAAUAAGUGAAUACUACCAUAAAUUGUUUUUUGAUUGAGCAAAAGGGAGAAUUUGUUCCAGCAUAUUUAAUAAAUGGAGUAUGUACAUUUUGAUUUUCAUCACACAAUUUUAAGAGAUUGUGCAUAUGUAUUAUUGGAACCAACAAGUGUACACUUUUGACUUUGGUGUUUGGUUUAAUACAAAAGGGUUAUCUACUUCA